This is a messenger RNA of Triplophysa rosa, 2785 nucleotides long. RefSeq names its product isthmin 1 (gene ism1). The record is from RefSeq and is a predicted model, not a curated record. Gene Ontology annotation, biological process: negative regulation of angiogenesis. The transcript is spliced from 6 exons. The coding region runs from base 171 to 1541 and encodes 456 amino acids. NCBI's taxonomy places the organism in Eukaryota, Metazoa, Chordata, Actinopteri, Cypriniformes, Nemacheilidae.
UCACUAUUUUUCGCGUGAAUAUUGCUCUUCUGGACCCCGAGGUGGCUCCGCAGUGGUGUUGCGGCUCCUCGUCCGCGGCGGAUCCGGAGAUCGGAGUGUCUGCGGCGGCGGGAGGCGGCAGCGGGACCCCGGCAUCACCGCAGGGUCCUAAGAGCGGUCGGGUGAAGAGGAUGUUGCGGCUGGCGGCGGAGCUUCUCUUACUGCUGGGACUCCUUCUACUGACUCUACACAUCACUGUGCUGCGGAGCAGUCCGCUUCAGCAGGGGAAUGACACUGUGAGCGCAGAGCAGGACUCACAGGUGCAGAAUAAGGUCAAUGCGGAAAGCAGCUCCUCCGUUCAGCUGGGGUCUGGGACGAGACAGUCCAGAGUGGCUCACAGUCCAGCAUCUCAGCCCUGGGUUCAGAGUCAAGUGACGGGGGGCAGCUUGCAGAGAGACGGUCCGGGAGGUUUCAUGCUCGAUUUGCAUAAGAUCCCUGAUCUUUCAAAAGCAGACAUAAAUGAACAGAACCCCAAUAUACAGGUUACUAUAGAAGUGGUGGACAGUCUUGAGCAGCCUGAGUCGGAAAAGGGAACGCGCAAAGAAAACAAGCCAGGCUGGACGGCUCCCAACUGGAGGAACUGGUUUCAACGUUCCUCAUCUUCAUCCUCAGCGUCAACCCCGAAGGUGCCCGAGGAACAGGACUACCCCCACGAGAGCAACACAGAAGACAGCAACUUCCUCAAGCCCCUCGCUGACUGGGAACGAAGAGGGGCUGCCAGCACGGGGAGCAGAACCCAGACUGAAUACGACUACAUAGAUGGAGAAGGAGACUGGAGUAGUUGGUCGCCGUGCAGUGUAACCUGUGAAAAUGGCAACCAGAAGCGGACAAGGUCAUGCGGCUACGCCUGCACCGCCACAGAGUCCCGGACCUGUGACAUGCCCAGUUGCCCAGGGAUUGAAGAUGCCUUCAAGACAGCUGCGACCGAAGUCAGUCUGCUGGCCGGCACGGAGGAGUUUAAUGCAACAGAGCUCUUCGGCGUGGACACGGACAGUUGCGAGCGCUGGAUGAACUGCAAGAGCGAGUUCCUCAAGAAAUACAUGAGCAAAGUGGCCAACGACUUACCCAGCUGCCCCUGCUCUUACCCAACCGAGGUGGCCUACAGCACCGCAGACGUCCAUGAUGACCCUACCAGACGUCACUUCCGUUGGAAAGACGCCAGCGGGCCAAAGGAGAAGUUGGAGAUUUACAAACCCACCGCACGCUAUUGCAUCCGUUCCAUGCUCACGCUGGAAUCCACCACGCUGGCUGCCCAGCACUGUUGCUAUGACGACAGCAUGAAGCUCAUCACACGUGGCAAAGGGGCCGGCACGCCUAACCUCAUCAGCACAGAGUUCUCCGCUGACCUGCACUACAAAGUGGACAUCUUACCGUGGAUCAUCUGCAAGGGCGACUGGAGCCGUUACAACCAGGCUCGACCUCCCAAUAACAGUCAGAAAUGUGUAGAGAACCCUCAGGAUGAGGACUAUUACAAACAGUUUGAGGAAGCUAGAGAGUUCUGAGUUGAAGGUGUUGGAAAAAACGUUGAACUUAUAAGGACUGAGAACUAAGAAUUAUUGCACAAAUGUGGAAAACUGUGGCUGUGUGUUUGAACAGGACUUGCUAUGAGAAACAUACACACAGUUUCCAUUGAGCACAGAAGAGCUCAGGAUCUUCGUAUGGUUUCCCUCAGAAUCUCCGGAUCAUAGUUGCUUUCAUGAAAAACUAUGAAAAAUAAUACCCAAGAUAAUAACCACAUAACUCUUCAUGGUUCUCUUUGUAUUGCAUAUAUAAGACUUGGGGUAUCUUGACAUCUAACUUUGUUUAUAAGGAAUGAAAGGGAAAAUUAUAUUAUAAAGGGAAAUCAAUGUCAGGAAUCAGCAAACUACAUUUUGUGAGCUAUGUAACAUUUUGAAUACAAAGUUCUCAACACUUUAAAAAACAGCAAGAGCAACCAGUUUUCAUGUUUUUGCAUGCUUAUUAUGCCCAACAUGCAGUUGGCAACCCUCUCCUCAGGAUCUAUGGAUAGAUCUACAAAUAUUGGGUACUAUAUUGGAAUGUUGGAUAAUGUUCACGUAAAUACAUUUAGUUGAUAUGAACAGAAUUCAUAUAUAAUGUCCUGUCGUAUUCCCGUAUUGCUGAAGAAAGUGAAGUCAAUCUCUGCAUAAUCUUUCAAAAGUAUUUAUUGAGUCAUAGUUAUGUGCCAGUAGGGAUUUCUAACAGAAUUUGUGCAUAGAGAUGUAUGGACACAUUUGAGUGAUAAAUAAACGGGCCAUAUCAUAUCACAAAACGUGCGUCAAAAUGUGCAGAAGAUGAGUUCUAUCUCAGAUCAACUGCUGAGGUCAAAGGUUCUUUCACCUUCUCCGGCAGUCGAAUUAGAUCCAUCCUCAAAUAAUAAACUCUUCCAAACACUUUAAGCCAUUCCACAAGACUCUUAUUAGCUCCAUCCAGAAACGGACCUAAGCUCUGCUUUUGAUGUCAGAUGGAGAAUAUUCUUCCCCCUUAAACAGGGCUCAAAUUCUCAAAUUCCUCAGUAAUUCUGCCAACUAUGAUCAUGCAAUCAUAUGAAUAGAGGACCACAUUCUUAGGGGCUACACUGAAACCUCAGAGCAUCCCUUUAGAUGUUUAUAUUAAUGUUUUCACGGAUGUUUUUGCAGUUUUUCUGGACCAAUCCCAGACCUGCGUUUACUGCUAUAUAAAUGUCAAACAUGUAACUAUUCUUUGCAUGCUAAGUGUUCAAAGAAAUUCAACUUUAAAUCCCACCUUG